Messenger RNA from Staurois parvus, 344 nucleotides. NCBI's taxonomy places the organism in Eukaryota, Metazoa, Chordata, Amphibia, Anura, Ranidae. The record is from the annotation of a GenBank genome assembly.
AUGGAUUCAGCCAGGGACUUCCUCUCACAAUCCACUGGGUGCACUGAAAAGGUUCGCCGAAACCUCUUUGGACCUGUGGAUCACGAGCUUCUCAGAGCAGACUUUGAAGCAGUACUGAAAAGCACCGCAGAGCAGGCCAGGCAAAGGUGGAACUUUGACUUUGUCACCGAGACCCCUCUAGAGGGAAACUACAAAUGGGAGAAAGUGGAUUGUGCACAUUUUCUGCAUCCUACUGAAGCCAAUGAAUCAGAUUCAUCAAAAGAAAACAAAAGCUCAUUACAGAUUUCUUUCAAGUGAAGCGUCACUGUUCUCCAGUUCCUUCUCUGAAACAGUCAUGCGCCUGA